UCUUGCAUUAUCAUUUUACACAAUAGGCUGUUAUAUUGUGUUUUGAUGUCCCUGUACAAAUUUAUUAUGCAUACUGUGUUGUUGUUUUUUUGUUGUUGUUGUUUUCCUAACGUGUUGGAACGUACUGCUUCGUGAGCUUUCGUUUUCGUUUGUUUCAAAAACCAGAUGAUCCUGCUGAAGAUUGGUUGCACACCUCUCACGGUUUUCGUUGACGUUUGGAGGAACACACCGUCAAAGCAAUGGACACUGAUGAAUAUGACUUAUAUACAGCAGGCACUGAGAAUCAAGAUGCUGGACCAACUCUGGAUGACAUGACGCAUCUAAACAUCACAAUGGAUCGAACAUACUUACAGUCAGAGGAGGACAUUUAUACAGCCCAUGAUGAAAUGCCACAACCCUCAGCACCACUGGAUAUCGCUAAAUUUAAAAUCAAAGUGGACUGGACAGAACCAUUUCCAGAGAGAUGGAGAGCAAGAUUACAGAAAGCCCUUCAGAGCUGGUUGUCCAGACUGGAAGGAAAACCAUCUGUUCUCAGUCUUGAACUCAUGGAGGAUCCAUCCUGUGCAAAGGUGCAGAUGACACCAUCAAGAGCUCUAGAGGUUCUAAAACAACACACAACUAUAUAUUUGAAGUUUAAAGAUAAAGAUAAAGAUAAAGAUAAAGAAAAGGAAGUGGCUACACAGAUUUGUCUGGAUGAGGCACAUUCUGUGACAGUACCACAGAAGUCCCUGCUGGAGGAUAAAGGAGCUCCAUCAUCAAAGAUGAACAACUCAAUGCCUGUGACUUCUACAGAUGCAGAUGUUGAGGACAUUGCUGCAUCUAAUAGAGCUCCAAAUGAGACCAAGACCACUAAAACUGUUGAAAUGACCCCUGAGACACCAGCUACAUUCACUCUCCCCUUAUAUCAGUCUUGGUACAUGCUUCAUGUUUACAGUAAAGAAGUGGAGCAAAUUAAGAAACAGCACGGAGUCUCUUUUUGUGUAGAAGUGUCAGUCUCAAUCAAACCUACUGUGAACUCAAGCCCUGAUUAUGUGUCUAAAGCCUCUGAGCACUUUCAGAAACUUGCUCAGGAAUGUCUGGAUCGAUUUAGUUAUGUUGCCAUUAAUAACAAUGACAUGGAUUCAGAUAUUAUGAAACAGGCCAUUAAUGCUGUCAAACAAGAGGAUACAAAGAUGAUGUUCACCAUGUCUGCUAGUAACUGCCUGUUCUUUGGACCAAGGAAAUUUAUAGACAUUAUUAAAAGAGAGACAGUGGAAAGACAACUCAUUAACAAAUCAAGUAAAAUGGAUGUAGAUAACAAUGUUUCUCCACAAAGCAGAUCUUCAUUGCACAUGGACACAAAGGACCUUCCAACUCACCUUGAAAUGGACAAGGUUCAUUGGGAUCUAAUGAAACUUUCCUAUAAGGAACAGUUAUCACAGCUUGAAACAAAGUACGGAGUGUCAUUUCAUGAAGAGAAACUUCAGAACAAUUUGAUCAUUAAAGUUCAAGCUCGAUCUGCAGGAGUUCAGCAUAUAAAUCUUGAAAGUCAUGCCCUCAAAGCUUUAACACAUCUCUACCAGAAACUUACCUCGGCCGUUGUGAGCUGUGAACUCACAAACCCUGCAUAUAAAACUGCUGUUGCUCCAAUGGUAGAGAAACUACAGCAGCGGCGUUAUUGUGUUGUUGUAACAGAUGCAUUCAGUCCCUGGAGGCUCACUGGACUGCCAGAACAUCUCGGUCCUGCCAUUGUUGAUAUUGAGAAGAAACUUCAGAAGUAUGUAUUUAAUGAUAAGAUGAAGAAAUUGAAUGGAUACUCAGGUGACAUUCCUAAUGCAAGAGGAAUCAAAAGGAAUCAGAUGCCUGAUUAUGGACCAGGAGCAGUAUGGGAUGAGGGAGUGAAUUUUAGAAGUCGAAGUGAAGCAGAUACGGGUUUCAAUGAAGAUUCAAAAAUCAGUUGUAGUGGCAGUAAAGGAGCUCAUGCUGAAGAGGAGAUGUGUGCUAUUUGUAUGGACAGCUUCAUUGACAAGAGAAAACUGAAAUGUGGGCAUGAAUUCUGUCAGGAAUGUAUAAGGAUGUCUGGGAGCGAGAGUCUGGGAUUCAUCUGUCCUGUUUGUACGAAAGUGUUUGGGAAAUUGGAGGGAAACCAACCAGAUGGAACAAUGAAUGUAAGAAGGAGCAGACAGAGUCUCCCUGGAUAUCCAGACUGUGGCACUAUUGAAAUACACUAUGACAUACCCAACGGUAUUCAAACGAAGAUGCAUCCAAACCCAGGAAAGCCUUUUCGUGGGACAUAUCAUUACGCAUACUUGCCUGACAACAAUGAAGGAAAUGAAGUGCUCAGACUGUUGCAGAGGGCUUUUAAACAGAAACUAAUUUUUACUGUUGGAAAAACCACUGGUUUAGAGAAUGCUGUCACCUGGAAUCAUAUUCAUCAUAAGACCAACAUGCACGGCGGCCCUCAGAAUUACGGCUAUCCAGACCCUAACUACCUGAAGAGAGUGAGGGAUGAAUUGAAGGCCAAUGGCAUUGAAUGAGGAUUUGAUUUGAAUGUUCUCAAAUGGAAAAAUGUUUAAUAAUUACAAACAUACUAUAUACUGAUUAUUAAAUGUAAAC
Labeo rohita (rohu) is the source of this 2595-nucleotide messenger RNA. Its product is annotated as E3 ubiquitin-protein ligase DTX3L. The transcript has 8 exons. The record is from RefSeq and is a predicted model, not a curated record. NCBI's taxonomy places the organism in Eukaryota, Metazoa, Chordata, Actinopteri, Cypriniformes, Cyprinidae. Gene Ontology annotation, biological process: protein ubiquitination; Notch signaling pathway. The coding region runs from base 240 to 2516 and encodes 758 amino acids.